Protobothrops mucrosquamatus (brown spotted pit viper) is the source of this 1466-nucleotide messenger RNA. RefSeq names its product pyrroline-5-carboxylate reductase 1 (gene PYCR1). The transcript is spliced from 8 exons. Gene Ontology annotation, molecular function: pyrroline-5-carboxylate reductase activity. The coding region runs from base 263 to 1204 and encodes 313 amino acids. The record is from RefSeq and is a predicted model, not a curated record. Gene Ontology annotation, biological process: L-proline biosynthetic process. Lineage: Eukaryota; Metazoa; Chordata; Lepidosauria; Squamata; Viperidae.
GAGUAUCAGGUUUGUUUGCUAGGGGGUAAAUGGGCUCCAUAGAGAUCCAUUGGGAGAACCUGAAGAGUAUGGAAAGGAUCGAUCCGCGAUGCAAAGGGAAUGGAAGAUCGCGUGUUCAAGGGACGGGGACGGUAGGAUAGGCAGGAAGGAAAGCAGAGCAGCAGGUGGGAGGUGGAGCCGGCACCAAGAAGGGGAAAAGACUAAACGAGCUGUGAUGUCAAGUUGAGGGGAUCCAUUAGGUCACUUCUAGAAACUUGUUACCAUGAGUGUGGGAUUCAUCGGUGCUGGGCAGCUCGCCUUUUCCUUAGCGAGGGGCUUCACGGCAGCAGGGAUUUUGGCUGCCCACAAGAUAACAGCAAGCUCACCAGACACUGAUCUCCCAACAGUAACAGGCUUGAGGAAAAUGGGUGUAAAUUUCACCUUAAGCAACAAGGAGACGGUUAAAAACAGUGAUGUCCUGUUUCUGGCAGUAAAACCACCCAUAAUUCCCUUUAUCUUGGAUGAAAUUGGCUCAGACAUAGAAGAUCGACAUAUUGUAGUCUCAUGUGCUGCUGGUGUUACUAUCAACUCAAUUGAAAAGAAACUUUCUACCUUCUACCCCACCCCAAAAGUGAUCAGGUGCAUGACCAAUACACCAGUCAUUGUGCGGGAAGGGGCCACCGUUUAUGCCACAGGCUCGCAUGCAGAAGUGGAAGAUGGGAAGCUCUUAGAACAGCUGAUGGCAAGUGUGGGCUUCUGCACUGAAGUGGAAGAAGAUUUGAUAGAUGCUGUGACGGGACUCAGUGGCAGUGGACCUGCUUAUGCAUUCACAGCCCUGGAUGCCCUGGCAGAUGGAGGGGUGAAGAUGGGCCUUCCUCGUAGACUAGCUGUCCGAUUGGGAGCUCAAGCCUUGUUGGGAGCUGCCAAAAUGCUGUUGGAUUCUGAGCAGCAUCCUGGACAGCUUAAGGACAAUGUUUGCUCACCAGGAGGUGCUACCAUCUAUGCUCUCCACUUUCUAGAGAGUGGUGGUUUCCGCUCACUGCUCAUCAAUGCUGUGGAGGCAUCCUGCAUCAGGACACGGGAACUACAGUGCUUAGCUGACCAAGAGAAAGUUUCCCCAGCUGCCAUUAAGAAAACCUUAAUGGAUAAAGUGAAAUUAGAGUCUUCCUCUACCAACAAGGUCAGCCUAUUCAACAAGAAGAAUCCUGGCAACAAGAAGUACUAAAGAAACGCAGGCCUUCGCCUGGGCCUGUUUUCUUUUUCUUUGAACACAAAUUAUUUUAAAGUGGGAUGUAUAGGAGGAGAUGUAUUCUGGAUUCAAGAUGUUGAGAGAAAGGCAUUUAAAUUUCCAGAAGUAAUUAUUAAGGUAUAGUUGAUAGGGCAAUGUUUUGGGGGGCUGAAAGGAAAGUAGUUUUUUUCAGCCAUUUCUCUUAGGGAGGAAACUACAGCAGUCUUCAUUUGAACUUGACAGAUGAUUUGUUUAUGUU